AUGAUAGCGACAAAAUUUUUAGGAAUUUUAGCUGCUUCGUAUUUUAUCGUCGUAAGAGAAACAAUCGCACAAAAUUUUUAUCCUGCAAGAUAUGGGAAAAGGGAUGAAAGCGGGGAUGGAUUAAUUCAAGGUAAAAGAUUGGAUAGAAACGAUGAUCAAAAUGCCAUAAACGAUAGGAAAAUUCGAUUUUUUAUUUCCGGUGGUAGAUACGGUAAACGUGGAUGUACUUCCGAAGUUGUAAGUGGUGAAUAUCAAAACGAUCAAGAAAGAAAUAAUAAUAAUAAUAAUAAUAAUAAUAGAAUAAUAAAUAUACCAAUGAGAAAAAAUCCAUUCAUGGUAGGAAGUAGAUUUGGUAAAAGAAUUGUAAAUCCAAAUGGUAAUUUUUUUUUUAUUAAUUUAUUUAUUAAUUGUUAUUGUUUUAUUAUUACACUGAUUGUUGUUGUUGUUGUUGUUUUUGUAGAUUUAACAACGGAAAAAACAACCUGGUGUAUUUUUAUAAGAAUAAAUGAUAGUUUUAAAUGUUUAACUAAAACAGAAUUGGAUGAAGAACAAAUGAAAUUUUUUGAUUCAUCAUUUCCAUUAAUGGUUUAA
Pediculus humanus corporis (human body louse) is the source of this 591-nucleotide messenger RNA. RefSeq lists its product as uncharacterized. The transcript is spliced from 3 exons. The record is from RefSeq and is a predicted model, not a curated record. NCBI's taxonomy places the organism in Eukaryota, Metazoa, Arthropoda, Insecta, Psocodea, Pediculidae. Bases 1 to 591 code for a protein of 196 amino acids.